Corticium candelabrum is the source of this 1137-nucleotide messenger RNA. RefSeq lists its product as uncharacterized. The record is from RefSeq and is a predicted model, not a curated record. Gene Ontology annotation, biological process: DNA integration. Gene Ontology annotation, molecular function: nucleic acid binding. The transcript has a single exon. Bases 295 to 1137 code for a protein of 280 amino acids. Lineage: Eukaryota; Metazoa; Porifera; Homoscleromorpha; Homosclerophorida; Plakinidae.
AACGGCGUCUUAUUUCGCGGAGAGCGAAUUAUAGUCCCUGGUGCGAUUCGUCAGAAAAUUAUGACCGCGCUUCAUUCUUCUCACAUCGGCAUUAAUAGUAGUCUACGACGAGCACGCCAGCUGUUCUACUGGCCCGGAAUGAAUGACCACGUAAAGACGUUCAUUCAGCGAUGUGCUACAUGUCGUGAAGUAGAUCCAGCUCAGCCGAAACUGACUCACAUCCCGCAUACCGUCCCAUCUCGACCAUGGGCGAAAGUAGCCGUCGAUCUCUUCGUCGUUGACAGGUAGGACUAUAUGGUCACGGUUGACUACAAGAGCAAUUUUUGGGAAGUAGACAGGUUGGACAGCCUCACUUCUCAAAGCAUCAUCCGGAAACUGAAACCGCAUUUUGCACGGCAUGGCAUACCGGAUACAGUAAUGUCGGACAAUGGGUCCCAGUUUGUUUCAGGAGAGUUUAGUCGUUUCAGCCAGAACUGGGGUUUUGAUCAUGUUACUUCGAGCCCGGGCUACCCACAAUCGAACGGAAAGGUGGAGAAUGCAGUAAAAACUACUAAGCGUCUGAUGGCGAAAGCCAAGCUGUCAGGGGGCGAUCAGUGGCUUGCUUUCCUCGAGUUCCGAAACACUCCCAGCCAAGGGUUCGCUACUAGUCCGGCACAACGUCUCAUGAACCGGCGCACUAAAACUCUGUUGCCUAUGUCGGAAUCUCUACUCGUCCUCCGUGAAUGUCCGGACGUAUCGGCCCAGCGAGCACACCACAAAGCUCAGCAAGCCCGUUAUUACAACCAGGGCGCCACAGACCUUCCUCCUCUGCAGCCUGGAGACAUUGUCCGUAUCCAACCACGCCCCUCAUCGUCCACAUGGCAGAAAGGCACCGUCCAAAAGGAGGUGGGCAUAAGAUCGUAUCAGGUCAAAGCGGAUGGAGAUACAGGUGGAACAUACGUUCGCAGUCGUCGACAUCUGAGGCGAUCCCACGAAGUCACUACGGAAAAACACCUUCUCCAGACUCAAGUCUCAGAACAACGAAAUGCAGAAUCCACAGCUACAAGAAAACAAUCAGCCGGCCAGUCGUCGUGUCAUACCACGCGUAGCGGUCGAAUGGUGAAGCCCCCCAAGUAUUUGGACGAUUACACCACUUAG